AUGGAACCAUUUAGAAAGUCUAUUAAUGAUUCUGAAGUAAAUUCCAAAUGUGAUGAUCAAGAAUUCGAUAGAGUUAUUAAACGAGAAUUGAUUGAAGAUACAGACAAUAAUGAUGAUAACCAAUCAUCACAAUUUGGAGUUAAAAGCGAAUUUGAAGGAGAUAUAAUCAAAAAUCAUACCAAAAUAAAAAUCGAAAAGGAUUUGAACGAUGGUUAUGUAUUGGAAGGAACAGUUAAAACCGAAUUCAACUCUUCAGAACUAAUUAUUCAAUUGAAUUCGGACACGACAUCGAAAUCAAUUAACUCAAAUGCACUCUUCACAAGACGUCCAAAUAUUCAUACCAGCGGAAGAAAAAACUUGUUUUUUUGUGACAAAUGUAAAAAGUCGUACUUUACCAAAUCAUUUUUGAUUAAACAUAUAUUGCGAUGUACGGGAAAGCUCUAUAAAACUGAUGUACAUGAUGAAGGUGUUUCUCAAGCAAAAGAUUUAAUGAAGCAUAAAAGGACAAGGUAUACUGGAUUAAAGCCUUAUGUAUGUAAUAUAUGCGAUAAAAAUUUUCAUAAACCAUCACUUUUAACAGUGCAUUCAAGAAAACAUAGUGGAGUUAAGCCAUUUGAAUGUGAUAUAUGUCAGAAAAGGUUUACUGGAAAAGGAUAUUUAAAAACCCAUAAAAUGACACAUACUAGAGUUAAGCCAUUUCAAUGUGAUAUCUGUAAUAAAGCGUUUUUGCGAAAAGGAGAUUUAAAAAGGCAUAUAAUGACACAUACUGGAGAUAAACCAUACAAAUGUGAUUCCUGCGAUAAAUUGUUUUCUCAAGCUGGACAUUUAAAAGACCAUAAAAAUACACAUACUGGAGAAAAACCAUAUAAAUGUGAUACCUGCUACAAAGUGUUUUCUCAAGCACCAAAUUUAAAAAGGCAUAAAAUGACACAUACUAGAAUUAAGCCAUUUCAAUGUGAUAUCUGUAAUAAAGCGUUUUCGCAAAAAGCAGAUUUAAAAAAGCAUAUAAGGACACAUACUGGUGAUAAACCAUAUGCAUGUAAUAACUGUGAUAAAAGGUUUACUCAAGUAGGAAGUUUAAAAAUCCAUAAAAAUACACAUACUGGAUACAAACCAUAUGAAUGUGAUUCCUGCGAUAAAAGGUUUUAUCAACCAGAAGUUUUAAAAAGGCACAAAAGGACACACAGUGGAGAUAAACCAUUUAAAUCAUGUGAUAUUUGUGAUAAAAGGUUUACUCAAGCAGGAAAUUUAAAAAUCCAUAUAAAUACACAUACUGGAGUUAAGCCAUAUGAAUGUGAUCUGUGCCUUAUUGAAUUAGAACAACUAUUACGUCCUGUUUCUACUAUUACCAAAACAGAAUUACAAAAUACAAAAUUAAUGGGUUACAAUGAUGAUGAAAUUUCUGAUGAUUUUGAAGGGUUGAAAAAGGCUGGUGAAAUUUCUAAAGAGGAUUACUCACGCCUAAUAGAAUUCAUUGAGCCAUGUCGCCCAAUUUGGGAUCACAAAAUAAAUUUGAGUGAUAGAUCAGAAAACGUUAAGGAUCGUUUCUGGAACCAAGUGUUUGUGCAGUUUGAAGAAAAAAAACUAAAACCUAGUGGAUGUGAAGGCAAAAAGAAAGAAUGGAUUCAUCUAAAACAUUUAACGUUUUUGGAAAGUAUGAUAGAAAAUAUUAAACAUACAUCUUGCAACCUUGCAAAUGAUGAAACAAUCUUAUCCACUGACUCUGAUAUAAGGGAAAAAAAUCCAAAGCGUAAACAAAGUGAAACUUUAAAUGUUACUCGUGAACUUUUGAAGAAACUUAAAUAG
Metopolophium dirhodum (rose-grain aphid) is the source of this 1806-nucleotide messenger RNA. Its product is annotated as zinc finger protein 260-like. The record is from RefSeq and is a predicted model, not a curated record. The transcript has 8 exons. NCBI's taxonomy places the organism in Eukaryota, Metazoa, Arthropoda, Insecta, Hemiptera, Aphididae. The coding region runs from base 1 to 1806 and encodes 601 amino acids. Gene Ontology annotation, molecular function: RNA polymerase II cis-regulatory region sequence-specific DNA binding; DNA-binding transcription factor activity. Gene Ontology annotation, biological process: regulation of transcription by RNA polymerase II.